Molecule: messenger RNA, 1041 nt
Organism: Lynx canadensis (Canada lynx)
Lineage: Eukaryota; Metazoa; Chordata; Mammalia; Carnivora; Felidae
Gene: RRAS
Product: RAS related
Exons: 7
Coding region: 11-871 (286 amino acids)
Biological process (GO): signal transduction
Cellular component (GO): plasma membrane
Molecular function (GO): GTPase activity; GDP binding; GTP binding
Source: RefSeq, a predicted model, not a curated record
CGGUGGCGACAUGAGCAGCGGGGCGGCGUCCGGGACUGGGCGGGGGCGGCCCCGGGGCGGGGGGCCGGGGCCCGGGGACCCCCCACCCAGCGAGACACACAAGCUGGUGGUCGUGGGCGGCGGCGGCGUGGGCAAGAGCGCACUGACCAUCCAGUUCAUCCAGUCCUACUUUGUGUCUGACUAUGACCCAACCAUCGAAGACUCCUAUACGAAGAUCUGCACUGUGGAUGGUGUCCCGGCCCGGCUGGACAUCCUGGACACUGCAGGCCAGGAGGAGUUCGGUGCCAUGCGGGAGCAGUACAUGCGCGCCGGCCACGGCUUCCUGCUGGUGUUUGCCAUUAACGACCGGCAGAGUUUCAACGAGGUAGGCAAGCUUUUCACGCAGAUCCUCCGAGUGAAGGACCGAGACGACUUCCCCAUCGUGUUGGUUGGGAACAAGGCAGAUCUGGAGACACAGCGCCAGUUGGAUCUCCCGAGUUCCCAGCCUUGCACACAGGACUUCCCAGGAGAGAUGGCUGGACGGCAAAAAGGGCACCUGUCCCCCAUCCCCAGGUCCCCCGAUCUGAAGCCUCUGCCUAUGGCGCCUCCCACCACGUGGCCUACUUUGAGGCCUCGGCCAAACUGCGCCUCAAUGUGGACGAGGCCUUCGAGCAGCUGGUGCGGGCCGUACGGAAGUAUCAGGAACAAGAGCUCCCGCCCAGCCCACCCAGCGCCCCCAGGAAGAAGGACGGGGGCUGUCCCUGUGUCCUCCUGUAGCCCCGGCGGCGGCGUGAGAGGAGCAACCAGCACGAGCUCUUGGGACCAGCUGCCCUCACCGAGCCUCAGUUUCCCCAUCUGGGUUUCCCAGGAUACACUACACCCCCAUCUGUAAUUCCUGGCUUCCUCCAGGACAUCGCCACUGUGUGCCUUCUGCCAAUAUGCCUCCUUUCCCCACCCGAGCCCCUUGUUGGGGUGAGGGGCUCCCGGGCAUCCGGGUCACUGCUGUAUAUAACUCCCCUCUCCACCCCUAGGGAAAUAAACGUCACUGCCAAUGUCAGAAAA